Somion occarium is the source of this 2366-nucleotide messenger RNA. The record is from the annotation of a GenBank genome assembly. NCBI's taxonomy places the organism in Eukaryota, Fungi, Basidiomycota, Agaricomycetes, Polyporales, Cerrenaceae.
GGCGUCUAUUGACGCGUCUCUCCAGGUCCAGUUCCUCAAGGCUUUGCAAAGUCCCUACCACUUUGUCAGGGUCUUGUACGGAACCUAUUCAGAUAAUCGUUCUCCAAACUCCCGGUACUCAAGACGUCGAAUGCCACCAGGACCAGCUUUCAACUGGUUUUGUGUCGCUCAUUCCGUCCUUGACAUACUUUCUCAUGCGGCCCAAAUCAAAGCUACUCAGUUAGCUGCAAGAACAGUUGUUGCAGCGGAAACGUCUCAUCCUAGAAAGUGGAGAAGAGUGGAGGAACCUGUACCGGAAGAUGCGAUAUUGAAGGCGACCCCAUCUACUGAUUAUAUGUCCUAUGUUCGCGAUGGACUUGAAGCCGAGGAGCUAGAUGUUCAGGGUAUACUUCAAGAAUCGAGAAAUACCCUGUAUCUACCACACCUUGUCGUCCCUUCGAUACCUUUCGCACGUUACGAUGCAACAUUUCCACCACUGCCCGACACCAUUGUUGAUCAAGCAGCGUCCUCCGCGAGCCCUGGAUUAACGUCUGAAGCACUUGGUCCAAGUGGGCUUGGCGGAGAGUCAGUUCAACUAUCUCACAUUGAGUCAGAGUUGUCUGAUGGUAGAGGGAAUAUUCGGCCAUCUUCUGAUUCGCUAGAUGUUGAGACGCUACAAGAUUCGUCCGCUUCCGUAUUGACUUCCGAGGACAUUCCCACCCCUCUUGGGCGUGUAAGUCAAACUCCCAGCGAGGAAGCAUCGGCCGGACUGCUAAAUAGUUCCGAGUCUAUAAACCUGGAACCUCGUCCUGCAAGGAAGUUACAGUCGUCAAAAGUACCCUCAUCACGUCUCGGUCGUCUAUUUCACUAUGGAGGUCUAGCCGCCUCAUUAGGAUAUGGCGCAGCCUCCGAGCUGAUACGCCGCUCAACAUCGUCUUCAGACGGCCAGGCAUCUUCGUCUCUCAUGAUGACAGAGGGUAACAUCAAACGCCUUGUGUCGAAACUUACACAAAUGCGUGGUGCUGCUCUGAAGCUUGGGCAAUUCAUGAGUAUCCAAGAUAGCCAUGUGCUACCGCCUGAAAUAGAAGACAUCUUUCGGAGGGUACAGGACAGUGCACAUUACAUGCCGGACUGGCAGAUGGAGGAAGUUAUGCGCACUUCUCUAGGACCCUCAUGGGCCUCACAUUUUGCGUCGUUUGACCGUGUCCCAUUCGCCGCAGCCUCAAUCGGUCAAGUCCACUCCGCCACUCUCGCCGCUUCGUCUUCGCCUACGGGCAAGGACGAACCCGUAGCCGUGAAAAUUCAGUUUCCCAACAUCGUGAAUUCUAUUGAGAGUGAUUUGGGCUACGUCAAGUUGCUGCUAACGGCAGGAAGCUUGUUGCCCAAGGGCCUGUUCCUGGAUCGCACUAUCGAGGUGAUGAAGUCGGAGUUAGCGGAUGAGUGUAAUUACACUCGUGAAGCAUCCUUUUUGCGUAAAUUCGGCCAGCCAUCUUUUCUUGGUUCAGACCCGUGGUUCAAAGUUCCCUGGGUAUGGGAGGGGAGUACUGAUAAUGUCCUGGUCAUGGAACGUGUCGAGGGUGUUACGGUUGGAGGACGUGUGAUUAACAGAUUAUCUCAACAAGAUCGUGACGACAUUGCUAGUCGGAUCAUCGACCUCUGCUUGAAGGAGCUGUUUGCAUUCCGAGUGAUGCAAACGGAUCCGAACUGGACAAACUUCCUCUGGAAUGCACGAACUCGUCAAAUCGAGUUAGUCGACUUCGGCGCAACACGCGAAUACUCGAAAGAAUUCAUGGACAACUGGCUUCAUCUCCUCCAAGCAGCCGCAUCCGAAGAUCGUAACGCCUGUAUCGAAUGGAGCCUGAAGCUCGGUUACCUUACAGGCCAAGAGAACGAUAUAAUGCUCGAUGCCCACGUCAAGAGCAUGUCACUUCUCGCAACUCCAUUCAAACCAACCACGCCGCAACCAUUCACGUUUGGUCCCGGAUCGACGUGGGCUGAGAUCACGGCUGAGAUUAGGGCGCAGAUUCCGGUUAUGUUGAAGCAUCGACUGACACCUCCACCUCGGGAGACGUACAGUUUAAAUAGGAAGCUGAGCGGCGCGUUCCUCCUGGCUGCUAGACUGGAUGCCAAAGUCGACUGUAGGGAACUGUGGGAGAAUGUCGUUAGCAAGUAUCAAUUUGGGCCCCUUCCAAAUUCAACUUCAUGACCACCCUUGAGCUUGAAGGCGGGAAAGAAAAUACAAGAUGUACGGGUCAAAUCAAAUGAAUACCAUACACACCACUCUACAAUUUCUAGAAUAUAUACAUAUUAGAUGGAGUUGAAACCUCUAAUAUACUCGGUACUAGUGAUAGUGUGGGUGGUAGUCUCUAUGGGUGUGUGGACUGAUG